AUGUGUAUGGGUGAGAUUUAUCAUACCACGUUGGGACACUUCUAUGGGUCCACAGCGAUAUUCAAAAAUAAUUCACUGGCAGUAGGUUUAAGGCAUGACUACUGGAGCGAAUCAAGCCCAACGCCUUUCGCCUCCACCUCACCAAGGGUUAUUAUGCUUGCCCCGGUGUCGUUCUGCAUCAGCUGGACGCGAACAACCACAUCACCAGCUCAGCCCGAACUGACCGAUGUCCGCCCCAGAAGGGAAGCAGAUAAGCACAGGCAAACAGUGGUCAAAGACCUCUCUAGUCUCUAA
Pieris macdunnoughi is the source of this 294-nucleotide messenger RNA. The record is from the annotation of a GenBank genome assembly. NCBI's taxonomy places the organism in Eukaryota, Metazoa, Arthropoda, Insecta, Lepidoptera, Pieridae.